UCUAGUAAACAUCCGGUGUGCCUUACAGGAUUAGGAAAGCGUGAUUUGCGAACUGUCUAACUGCGCCACGGUCUAAAAACACCGAUGGCAGAGGUUGGAUGGCUUAUUUAGGACCGCGACUGCGACCGUCACGCAUCUUUGUCCCCGUUGUGUCGGCUUUUAGACUCCUCUGCUCGGUCGGUAUGAAUGACAUGGGUCUGGCUAUGAGUCGUUCCGCAUUGGAGCGGCUCGACUUUGACAACGUCGCCCUCAGAAAAUUGCCAUUGGACCCGUCAGAGGAGCCGGGUGUUCGGCAGGUGAAAGGAGCCUGUUUCUCCCGGGUGAAGCCACAGCCGUUGACCAAGCCUCGUUUCGUGGCUGUGUCGCAUGAAGCCCUUGCGCUAGUGGGGUUGCGUGGAGACGAGGUUAUGGACGAUCCGCUGGGACCCGAGUAUCUAAGCGGCUCCAGAGUAAUGCCUGGAUCCGAGCCAGCCGCACACUGCUACUGUGGCCACCAGUUCGGACAGUUCGCCGGGCAACUGGGCGACGGAGCGGCCUGUUACCUGGGAGAGGUGAAGGCGCCACCCGGCCAGGAACCCGAACUCCUGCGGGAGAACCCUAACGGCCGGUGGGAGAUUCAAGUGAAGGGAGCAGGAAUGACUCCUUAUUCCAGACAAGCUGAUGGCCGCAAGGUCUUGCGCUCCAGUAUAAGGGAGUUCCUGUGCAGCGAGGCCAUGUUCUUUCUGGGUGUUCCCACCACAAGAGCAGGCUCAAUAGUGACCUCUGACAGCACGGUUGUACGGGAUGUUUACUAUAGUGGAAAUGCUUGCCAUGAGAAAUGUUCUGUGGUCCUCCGCAUCGCUCCCACCUUUUUCAGGUUUGGAUCCUUUGAAAUCUUCAAGCAGGCAGAUGAGUUCACAGGCCGUCAGGGUCCCAGCUAUGGACGUGAUGAAAUUCGAAGUCAGAUGAUGGAUUAUAUCAUUGAGAUGUUUUACCCAGAGAUCCAGCAGAAUUAUCCUGACCGAGUGGAGAGAAACGUGGCUUUCUUCAGAGAGGUGAUGCUUCGCACAGCUCGACUCGUGGCACAGUGGCAGUGUAUAGGUUUCUGUCAUGGAGUGCUGAACACAGACAACAUGAGCAUCCUGGGACUCACGAUGGACUAUGGUCCAUAUGGCUUCAUGGACAGGUUUGACCCUGAUUUCAUCUGCAAUGCUUCUGAUAACUCCGGCCGUUACUCCUACCAGGCACAGCCGGCUAUCUGCAGGUGGAACCUGGUGAAGCUAGCAGAGGCUCUUGCCCCGGAGCUACCACCAGACCGGGCUGAGAGUGUUUUGGAUGAGUACCUGGAUCUGUAUAAUGGCUUCUACCUUGAUAACAUGAGGAAAAAACUGGGCUUGUUGACAAAGGAGGAGCCUGAGGAUGAAAUGCUGAUCACAGAGUUGCUGCAGACCAUGCACAACACAGGUGCUGACUUCACAAACACCUUCCGCAGCUUGAGUCACAUUUCCUGUCCCUCAGGGGGUGAAAGUGAAGGAGAGACGGAUCUUGUUAAGAAAGCCACAGAGCUCCUGCUUGAGCAGUGUGCCUCCUUAGAGGAGCUAAAGGCUGCUAACAAACCUACGAUGGAUCCACGUGAGCUGGCGAUGCUGCUGUCUAUGGCGCAGAGCAACCCCGCACUGUUCCAGAUGAUUUCAGACAGGAGGACAUUAUCGAAGCAGCUGGACAAACUCAGCAGACUGAAAGAUCUGAUGGAGACCAGCCAGGAAGAGCUGAAAAACAAACAGAGUGAGGAGUGGACCCAGUGGAUCACAUGCUACAGGAAGCGUCUGGCUCGCGAGUUGGAGGGACAGAGUGAUGUGCAGGCUGUGCAGGAGCAGAGGGUGCGGGUAAUGGACAGCACCAACCCUCGUGUCAUACUCAGGAACUACAUUGCCCAGAAUGCAAUAGAAGCUGCUGAGAAUGGAGACUUUUCUGAAGUCCAGCGGGUCCUCAAGGUUCUGGAGAAGCCCUUUUCCUCGCAGCAGGGUCUGGAGCUUCCUGCGUGGAUGGGCAGAGGAGGUGUCUCUGAACAGGGAGAGAGGGAUGAAGGAGAGGAGCAGCAGCAGCAGCAGGCUGCGUCUGUCUCCACAGCCAGAGAUCCCAUUCCUUACGACAGCAAGCCUCCUGCUUGGGCCCAUGAAAUCUGUGUCACAUGAUCUUCGUAAGAACUUUCCUGAUCGUUAGCGCGCCUGCCUAAAAUGAAACAAGUUUAUUUAUCUUAAAGUUCGUCUAAAGAUGAGAGACUCCCCUGCUCAUCCCUUCCUUUCCCAAGUGCAUUAGGGAACUUUGAUGGCCUUUGCAUAGCAGAAAGGAUGCAAACCCUCUCUCUCUCUCCCUCCACUCUUUCACUUGUGCUAUGUAUUGGACUGUUGGUGGGGCUUUGCUUUCUCAUUUGCAUAGUAAGCUUCCACAUCAAAACGCAGACCAGUACAUAGAAGGCUUAUUCUAAGGCUAUGAAAACCAAACUAUUUUUAUUUUAAAACAAAUAUACACUUAUACGAACCUACGUAUGGGUCGUGUAUUAAAUUUUUUGCUAAUAAGCCCUCCUAAUUGUUACACACUGGACCUUUAAAAAUGCUUAUUCCUUACCUUUACUGUUCCUGCUUCCUCUCUCGCUAACUCUGUUUCUUUUUGGCAGGUCAGGCAGCGUCAGGAAAGUUUACACGAGGUGCGACUCACCACAGACUUUUAGCUGCUACAAAGCAAACAGGGUCUGAGUUGAUUUGGGGAGUUUAACGAAAAGUAUAUAUAUCCCUUGGCUUGUUCCCUGUCUGUUCUGUGUUCAGUUGGCUAUUAAUGAUGAACCAGACAACAAGUCCCCACAGUGACCUGUCUGAUUCUGAUGACCUGUGGUGUGUCACCUGUGACAUAAACCAAAUAUUUUUUUUAGCUUUGUUUGUGGAUGACAAGGUUGCACUUCAUCCUUAAAGCCGUAGAAAAUAAACGCACAAUAUUUUCUCCUGUGACAGAACCCACUUUUGUCAUACAAAAACUGUAUAGGCACACAGACACAAAUGACUUUAUCACACUUAUAUACUUUUAUCUAAUGAGUUCAAUGAGCAUUAGUACUGCUGAGUACAAGAAGAAACUUCCCCUAAUUUAAAACCUCAUUAGAGGAAGUUUGUUAUAAAUCAUAUCACAAAUGUGACACUAUGUUGGAAGGGGAAAUCAAAACAUUCAUGACUGUGUUUUCAUCUCUUCCCAAAGCUGUAGUUGGUCAAUUUUGAAUAUAAACGAAUGUUAAUUAUAUUCAAACAAUUGUCAAAUGAAUUCAUACAAUGUUAAGCCUAUCAGCUCCACUUGACUGUGUUUCUCUGCAUAACACUGUGCAAUGUUCAUGUCUGUGGCGACAUUUCCAUGCUGCAGGUGAACAGAGAGAAGCACACAGCACAAGUAGAGAAAUAGCUUCAUACGUGGGUUCUGCUGCUGAAAUAUAAACCUGGAUGUUCAGUAGGACUUCACGGUUGUAUUUUAAUCCCCUUUGCUUCACUAGAUGCCUGCAUUUUCAAUCACAGCUGCCGCUGUUACCUUCGCCACGCAGCUCCAAUUAAGUUGCCAAGAUGCAGUCUGAACAAGUAACGUUACGUUUAAAGACAGAUACACAACACAUAACUUACCUACCACUGUGGAAACACUGUAUUCUCUCUCUGUGUAAGAGAGAGUGGGUGGGGCAGAGCAGAGAAAACAAGGUCAUACACCUCAGGGUGGUAAUUAAUAUGGUAAUUUCUCAGAAAUCAUCCCGGGCCGAUAGAGGUUCUGAACUGGAUCUUUACGCAGCACUGGUUGUAACCUGUAGUGGCCUCAAAGCUAUGUAGUGGCUAGCACUGUACAGAAAAAAAUACUCAGGUAUUUUUCUGUAUGAGUUAGCAUGUGCGUGGGUUUUCUCUGGGUUCUCCAGUUUCCUCCCACCGUCCAAACACUUACAGAGCUUAACUGGACACUCUAAAUUGACCGUAGGUGCGAAUGAUCGAGUGAAUUGUUUAUCUCUGUAUGUUUGGCCUGUGAUGGACUGGUGACCAGUCCAGGGUCCCUUUUCGCCCCAUAGAUAAUGAAUGGAUGAACGAAUAGUUGCUCCCUUUGAACCAGGAUGAAUCUGUUGGCUUGGUAUAUGUCAGGCUUGUAUCAAAAUCAAGCCAUUAAUAUGGACAAGUGACAGAAAUUUAUAUGAAAUGAGUUUGAUUUUUGCUCAGUAAUUAUGAUAAUAAUUACUUACCUAAUGCCCCAAUAAAAUGAGCAGUGAAUACA
Solea senegalensis (Senegalese sole) is the source of this 4263-nucleotide messenger RNA. RefSeq names its product selenoprotein O1 (gene selenoo1). The transcript is spliced from 9 exons. The record is from RefSeq and is a predicted model, not a curated record. Lineage: Eukaryota; Metazoa; Chordata; Actinopteri; Pleuronectiformes; Soleidae.